Molecule: messenger RNA, 579 nt
Organism: Cyclocybe aegerita
Lineage: Eukaryota; Fungi; Basidiomycota; Agaricomycetes; Agaricales; Hemipholiotaceae
Source: the annotation of a GenBank genome assembly
AUGGCGACAUGGCAAGAACGAUUGGCUGAACCGAAAAAGGUUCGAUUUGUUGUAUAUGAGACUUGGAUCCUUUUCAACUCUGGAUCCCCAACCUCCUCAUCAAUACCCUCUGAUGACGAUUCGCCAACUGCCCAAACUGUCAACAUGCCUGCCCAACGACCCUCCUCUGCCCCUGCUUCCUCAACCUCCUCCAGUAGUGUUUUUCCUGGACCAGGUCGAACGCUUGGCAUCCUGGUCCCGACCUCUCUUUCGUCCUCAGCCUCCAAUGGCUCUACCACAUGCAAGCCUAUGCAGCUCAACCUCCACACCAAUGUCCAACACUCACGCCUCAUGCCCAUCCCUCAGCUCAGACGACGAACUGGACCUGCCGCAACCACCAACGCCACUGCCCAGUCCAGUUCAAGUAACAUGGCACGGAAUCCCCCUGCCACCUCUUCCAACAUGACCACCACCACUAGCACUUCAACCGCCACUGCCAACCGCUCCGCCGAUGCUGGCACUCGUGUGCACAACAGGCAUACUCGCUCGGACGCAUCGAGCCUGAAUUCGAGCAUUCAAACAGACCGACGAGGACAUUGA